AGAAGCAUAGAACUGGUCUAAAGCUAGGAUAGGAGCAAAGCAAGAAAAUAGCAGAGCCGAACCCGGUCCAAACAGCUGAUAUAUAUAUAUUUUUUUUCGGGAACAAAAACAAGCAAUUAUGAGAAAAAAAUAAUCACAUGGAACUAGCUCAAUGACAGACGAUGAAGAAUUACAAUUCCGUUAGUAUUGGGGCCUAUCUCAAUACCAAAUAUGCAAUUUGAAUCUUAAGUGGAAAUUAAAAUAGGGGUCAAAAAAUGAAGACAAGUGCUGCGAAGCUGAUUGUUGAUGCAUUGCUACAAAGGUUCCUUCCACUUGCUCGACGUCGUAUUGAAACUGCUCAAGCUCAGGACGGACAGUAUCUUCGGCCAUCAGAUCCAGCCUAUGAGCAAGUACUGGAUUCAUUAGCUAUGAUUGCUCGACACACGCCUGGUCCUCUUCUAGAGGCUCUUCUCAGAUGGAGAGAAAGCGAAUCUCCCAAAGGUGCAAAUGACGCAUCAACAUUUCAGAGAAAGCUUGCUGUGGAAUGCAUCUUUUGCUCUGCGUGUAUUCGGUUCGUUGAGUGUUGUCCACAAGAAGGACUUACAGAGAAGCUCUGGAUUGGGCUUGAAAAUUUUGUUUUCGAUUGGCUAAUAAAUGCAGACAGGGUUGUUAGCCAGGUUGAUUACCCUUCACUGGUUGAUUUACGGGGGCUUCUUCUGGACUUGGUUGCCCAACUCCUUGGUGCCCUAUCGAGGAUCAGAUUUAGUUCAGUGACAGAACGCUUCUUCAUGGAACUCAACACGCGCCGGAUAGAUACUAGUGUUGCUAGAAGUGAAACACUUAGUAUUAUAAAUGGAAUGCGCUACUUGAAGCUCGGGGUAAAGACAGAGGGUGGACUGAAUGCUUCCGCUUCCUUUGUGGCUAAGGCUAACCCACUUAAUCGUGCUCCACAUAAACGAAAAAGCGAACUUCAUCAUGCCUUAUGCAAUAUGUUAUCAAACAUCUUAGCACCUCUUGCAGACAGUGGAAAAGGUCAAUGGCCUCCUUCAUUCAUAGACCCUGCACUAACUUUAUGGUAUGAAGCUGUGGCACGAACAAGGGUGCAGCUCAUACAUUGGAUGGAAAAGCAAAGCAAACAUAUUGCUGUUGGCUAUCCUUUAGUUACACUUCUCCUGUGUCUUGGUGAUCCGCUUUUUUUCCUCAGUAACUUUGGUCCUCAUAUGGAGCAACUCUAUAAGCAUUUGAGGGACAAGGGCCACCGAUUCAUGGCCUUAGACUGUUUACACCGCGUCCUAAGAUUUUACCUGAGUGUUCAUGGUGAUUCCCAGCCUCCAAAUCGUGUAUGGGAUUACCUAGACAGUGUGUCUUCACAACUCCUUACAGUUCUCAGGAAAGGCAUGCUUACACAGGAUGUGCAAGAUAAACUGGUAGAAUUCUGUGUGACCAUUGCUGAACACAACAUUGAUUUUGCUAUGAACCAUACGAUCUUGGAAUUGCUGAAGCAAGAUAGUCCCAGUGAAGCCAAAGUUAUUGGUCUUCGUGCUUUGCUUGCCAUUGUCAUGUCUCCUACCAGCCAGCAUGUUGGGUUGGAAAUUCUUCAUGCUCGUGGUAUUGGCCACUACAUCCCAAAAGUGAAGGCUGCAAUUGAGUCAAUUUUGAGAUCUUGUCACAAGACCUGCAGCCAGGCUCUUCUUACUUCCUCAAGGGCCACCAUAGAUGCCGUAACAAAGGAGAAGUCUCAGGGUUACCUAUUCCGCUCAGUUCUGAAGUGUAUACCAUAUCUGAUUGAAGAAGUUGGCCGAAGUGAUAAAAUAACCGGGAUAAUACCUCAACAUGGUAUCAGUAUUGAUCCAGGUGUGCGUGAGGAAGCUGUACAGGUACUCAAUCGCAUUGUAAGAUACCUUCCACACCGUCGAUUUGCAGUUAUGAGAGGAAUGGCAAACUUCAUUUUGCGUCUUCCAGAUGAGUUCCCUCUUCUCAUUCAAACGUCUCUGAAGCGCCUUUUGGAACUCAUGUGUUUUUGGAAAGCUUGCCUAACUGAAGAUAAGGUGGAAUAUGAUGUUUCAGAUGCAAAGCGUGUUCUGAGAACUGAGGGAUUCAAGAAGUCUUCUUUCCAUCACUCCCAAAUAAUUGAAUUCCAUGCUUCAGAGAUAGAUGCAGUUGGUCUUAUAUUCCUUAGUUCUGUGGAUAGUCAGAUUCGGCACACAGCACUGGAGUUACUGCGAUGUGUUCGUGCCUUGCGAAAUGAUAUUAGGGAACUUUCAUUGCACGAGCGAUCAGAUCAUAUCUUGAAAAAUGAAGCUGAACCCAUAAUUAUAAUUGAUGUUUUAGAAGAGAAUGCGGAUGAUAUAGUUCAGAGCUGUUACUGGGAUUCAGGGCGUCCAUUUGAUCUGAGACGAGAGUCUGAACCUGUACCCCCUGAUGUUACUCUCCAAUCUAUACUAUUUGAUAGCCCCGAUAAGCACAGAUGGGCUCGAUGUCUUAGCGAGCUUGUCAAGUAUGCAGCUGAGCUGUGUCCAAGUUCUGUUCAGGAUGCAAAACUGGAAGUUAUUCAGCGGCUUGCUCAUAUCACUCCUUCUGAUUUGGGCGGAAAGGCUCAUCAAUCACAGGACACAGAUAACAAGCUAGAUCAGUGGCUGAUGUAUGGAAUGUUUGCAUGCUCAUGUCCACUUGAUAGUAAAGAAGGUGGUGGUUCAGCAGCUACAAAAGAACUUUUUCACCUAAUCUUCCCAUCCUUAAAGUCUGGUUCCGAACCAAAUAUACAUGCAGCUACGAUGGCUCUUGGACACGCCCAUCUUGAAAUAUGUGAAGUCAUGUUUAAUGAGCUUGCAUCUUUCGUCGACGAAGUCUCUCUGGAGACAGAAGGGAAACCAAAAUGGAAGAGCCAAAGGUCCCGUCGAGAAGAACUUCGUAUCCACAUUGCGAAUAUAUACCGCGCAGUUGCUGAGAAUAUCUGGCCUGGAAUGCUUAGUAGGAAACCAGUUUUCCGCCUACAUUAUUUAAAGUUCAUUGAAGAUACAACCAGACAGAUAUUAACAGCAUCUGCUGAGAGUUUUCAAGAUAUGCAACCUCUCCGUUAUGCACUUGCUUCUGUAUUGAGAUCCCUGGCCCCCGAAUUUGUUGAUUCCAGAUCUGAGAAAUUUGAUAUUAGAACUAGGAGGCGACUGUUUGAUCUUCUGCUCACCUGGAGUGAUGAUGCUAGCAAUACUUGGAAUCAGGAUGGUGUUAAUGAAUAUCGACGUGAAGUAGAGCGAUACAAGUCUUCUCAGCACUCUCGAUCAAAAGACUCCAUGGACAAAUUAUCGUUUGAUAAAGAACUGAGUGAACAGGUAGAGGCAAUCCAGUGGGCUUCCUCAAAUGCAAUGGCUUCACUAUUGUAUGGCCCCUGCUUUGAUGACAAUGCUAGAAAGAUGAGCGGGCGUGUAAUAUCUUGGAUUAAUAGCCUAUUCAUUGAGCCUGCACCAAGGGCUCCGUUUGGUUAUUCACCUGCUGAUCCAAGAACUCCAUCUUAUUCAAGAUUCACUGGUGAAAGUGGCAGAGGAGCAACUGGUCGUGAUAGACACAGAGGAAGUCAUCUCCGAGUUUCACUUGCAAAAUUAGCUUUAAGAAAUCUUCUUAUAACAAAUUUGGACCUAUUUCCUGCUUGCAUUGAUCAGUGCUACUACUCAGAUGCUGCAAUUGCAGAUGGCUAUUUCAGCGUGCUAGCAGAAGUCUACAUGCGUCAAGAGAUACCAAAAUGUGAAAUUCAGAGACUCUUAAGCCUGAUCCUCUACAAGGUGGUGGAUCCUUCUAGACAAAUUCGUGAUGAUGCCCUUCAGAUGCUUGAGACGCUUUCUGUCCGUGAAUGGGCUGAGGAUGGCAUAGAGGGUUCAGGUGGCUACAGAGCUGCUGUCGUAGGGAAUCUUCCCGACUCAUAUCAGCAGUUCCAGUACAAACUCUCGUGCAAACUUGCUAAAGAUCACCCAGAACUGAGUCAAUGGCUUUGUGAAGAAAUCAUGCAGAGGCAGCUUGAUGCAGUCGAUAUAAUUGCACAACAUCAAGUCUUGACGUGCAUGGCUCCAUGGAUUGAGAAUCUCAAUUUCUGGAAACUCAAGGACUCUGGUUGGAGUGACAGACUAUUGAAAAGCCUUUAUUACGUGACAUGGCGGCAUGGUGAUCAAUUUCCUGAUGAAAUUGAGAAGCUUUGGAGUACAAUUGCCAGCAAACCUAGGAACAUAAGUCCAGUUUUAGAUUUUUUAAUUGCGAAAGGUAUUGAAGAUUGUGAUUCAAAUGCAUCAGCAGAAAUAAGUGGUGCAUUUGCUACUUACUUCUCAGUUGCCAAAAGGGUUAGUUUAUACUUAGCUCGUAUAUGCCCCCAACGUACUAUUGAUCACUUGGUUUACCAACUUGCUCAGCGGAUGCUUGACAGCAUAGAACCUAGUGCAAACCAAGGUGAGGGAAAUGGAAACAUCGUGUUAGAAUUUUCUCAGGGGCCUUCUGUGGCUCAAGUCGCAUCAGUGGUAGAUAGUCAACCUCACAUGUCACCUUUAUUAGUUCGUGGGUCUCUCGAUGGUCCACUGAGGAACACAAGUGGGAGCUUGAGCUGGAGAACAGCCGCUGUUGGAGGGAGAAGUGCCUCAGGUCCAUUGGCUCCUAUGCCUCCUGAGUUGAAUAUUGUCCCCGUAACUACUGGUCGGUCUGGCCAACUUCUUCCAUCCCUGGUGAACAUGUCAGGGCCAUUAAUGGGGGUACGGAGUUCAACUGGAAGUAUGCGAAGUCGUCAUCGCUCUCGAGACAGCGGAGACUACUUCAUUGACACUCCGAAUUCCGGGGAAGAUGGGUUGCAUUCUGGGUCUGUAACGCACGGGAUUAAUGCAAAAGAACUUCAAUCAGCAUUGCAAGGACAUCAGCAGCACUCGCUCUCUCACGCGGACAUAGCAUUGAUUCUACUUGCUGAAAUUGCUUAUGAGAAUGAUGAGGACUUCCGGGAGCAUUUGCCUUUGCUCUUUCAUGUCACUUUUGUAUCUAUGGAUAGUUCAGAGGAUAUUGUCUUGGAGCAUUGCCAGCAUCUGCUUGUUAAUCUAUUGUAUUCACUUGCAGGGCGUCAUUUGGAGUUAUAUGAUGUUGAAAAUAGUGAUGGAGAGAACAAACAGCAAGUAGUUAGCCUCAUAAAGUAUGUUCAAUCUAAGCGAGGCAGUAUGAUGUGGGAGAAUGAGGACCCCACGGUAGUGAGAACAGAGCUACCAAGUGCAGCACUCUUGUCUGCUCUGGUGCAGAGUAUGGUGGACGCUAUCUUCUUUCAAGGAGAUCUGCGAGAAACUUGGGGAGCAGAGGCGCUUAAAUGGGCUAUGGAGUGCACAUCUAGACACUUGGCCUGCCGCUCGCACCAGAUUUACCGUUCACUAAGGCCUCGUGUAACAAAUGAUGCAUGUGUAUCCCUGCUACGCUGUCUUCACAGGUGCUUGGGAAAUCCUUUACCAGCUGUUUUAGGUUUUGUUAUGGAGAUCUUGUUAACAUUGCAGGUGAUGGUGGAGAAUAUGGAACCAGAAAAGGUUAUACUCUAUCCCCAGCUUUUCUGGGGUUGUGUUGCCAUGAUGCAUACUGAUUUUAUUCAUGUGUACUGUCAAGUGCUGGAGCUCUUUCGCCGGGUUAUUGACCGUUUAUCGUUCCGAGAUCGAACAACAGAGAACGUGCUUCUUUCAAGUAUGCCUCGAGAUGAGCUUGAUUCAAGUGUUUCUGACAGUUCUGACUUCCAACGUCUGGAAUCACGGAAUGCUUGUGAGCCAUCAGCGUCAAAUGCAAAGUUCCCAAUCUUUGAGGGAGUGCAGCCACUGGUUCUUAAAGGACUUAUGUCCGGUGUUAGUCAUAGUGCUUCUGUUGAGCUUCUAUCAAGGAUUACAGUGCCUUCAUGCGAUUCCAUCUUCGGUGACGCAGAAACACGGCUAUUGAUGCACAUCACAGCCUUGCUUCCCUGGCUCUGCUUACAACUCAGCCAGGAUGCAGUUAUGGGGUUUAUGUCACCACUACAGCAACAACAUCAAAAGGCUUGCUCUGUUGCCGCCAAUAUAGCCGUCUGGUGUCAAUCAAAAUCAGUGGAUGAACUGGCUACUGUUUUUGUGGCUUACUCCCGUGGUGAGAUCAAAAGAAUAGAAAACCUUCUAGCUUGUGUUUCACCAUUACUAUGCAAUGAAUGGUUCCCCAAGCACUCAACUCUGGCAUUUGGGCAUCUCCUACGGCUUCUUGAAAAAGGGCCAGUGGAAUAUCAGCGUGUUAUCCUUCUUAUGCUGAAGGCAUUGCUUCAGCAUACUCCUAUGGAUGCUGCUCAGAGUCCACAAUUGUAUGCAAUUGUAUCUCAGUUGGUGGAAAGCCCUAUGUGUUGGGAGGCACUUAGUGUCUUGGAAGCCCUCUUACACAGCUGUAGCUCUUUACCUGGAUCACAUCCUAAUGAGGCGGGGCAAUUUGAGUAUGGACUCGUUGGCACCGAAGAGAAGAUCCUUGCAUCUCAAACCUCAUUUAAGGCACGAAGUGGACCAUUGCAGUUUGCAAUGGCCCUCGGAUUUGGAGCAGGUUCGACAUCAGUGGCACAAUCUAAUGCAUCUGAAUCAGGUUUGUCAGCAAGAGAAUUAGCAUUGCAAAACACACGGUUGAUGCUAGGGAGGGUGCUUGAUAGUUGUCCACUUGGGAGAAGGAGAGAUUAUAGAAGAUUAGUUCCUUUUGUAACAAUUACAGGGAACCUGUAAGCGUCUCAUUACACGUUAUUUUUCCUGAGAAAAUGCGAUAUCUGCGAGCUUGUUUUGUAAAUAGGUGCACUCAAAUUAAUAAUGUAUACGGGUUAGUUUGGGUCUCAUAGUUAGAAUGGAGCAAGCUCCCUCUCUAGUUUUGGUCUAUUUCUUUACAUUUAUGUAGGUCUGUAUAUUUGUAUGUUGUCAUCACAUAAUCAAAGGAAUGACAAUGAAUGCUUGACCUCUA
Lycium barbarum (goji berry) is the source of this 6927-nucleotide messenger RNA. RefSeq lists its product as uncharacterized. NCBI's taxonomy places the organism in Eukaryota, Viridiplantae, Streptophyta, Magnoliopsida, Solanales, Solanaceae. Gene Ontology annotation, cellular component: cell cortex; site of polarized growth. The record is from RefSeq and is a predicted model, not a curated record. Gene Ontology annotation, biological process: cell morphogenesis. The transcript has 17 exons. Bases 255 to 6698 code for a protein of 2147 amino acids.